CGUGUGUGCGUGCGUAUCCGUGUGCGUGCGUUCAAUCCAAUUCAAUUACCAACCAGAAAACCCAUCGCGAAUCUGCAUACAUUUGUGCCGUCGGCAGGGCAGGACACUGCUGGCACUGCAACUGCAACUGCGACUUCCAGCCUGGCCCUCCGCAUUGUUUUUUUCCGUGCUUUGAAGUGCAAUCGAAAAUGUAACUGGGUCCCGCGAACUGCUUCAGACAUUUCCCCAGCAAACGGAAAGCGGAAACCAGCUUAGCCAGCAAAAUGCAAAGUUCGAAAUCGUUUUUAAUACGCGAUCUGCUGGGAGAUCUGAUCAAUCGGCGACAGACUGCAGAUUCGGACAUUGAGCUCUCCAACGAUGAUUCGGACAUUGACAUUGAGGAUCGCUCCACGCCGGACUCGACGGCGCUUGGCUGCCAGCAGGAGCUGCUGCUGUCCCAUCAUCGUUUCCAUCAUAACGACGACUCCAGCGUGGAGUCGUGCGGCACGGCCACACCGGGCCCUGGCCUGAGUGCCGCCGCUGCGGCGGCGGGCGUGGCCGCCGGCCUGCUGGCGGCAGCGGCCAGUGGUGCCAGCAGCAGCGAUCCGGCUGGAGGUGGUGGCCCGAGCGGCGGCGGUGGCAGCUAUGCGGAGCACAAGCUGCAGAUGAGCAAGAGCGGACGCAAGCCGAGGCGACGACGCACGGCCUUCACCCACGCCCAGCUGGCGUACUUGGAGCGAAAAUUCCGCUGCCAGAAGUACCUCAGCGUGGCCGAUCGCAGCGACGUGGCCGAGACGCUCAAUCUGUCGGAGACGCAGGUGAAAACCUGGUACCAAAAUCGACGCACCAAGUGGAAGCGACAGAAUCAGCUGCGUCUGGAGCAGCUGCGCCACCAGGCCACGCUCGAGAAGGACUUUGGCGUGCCGGAGGGCGGCGGCGGCGGUGGGGGCCUGGGCUGCUGCCCCACCGGCCUGAGCAGCUCGUUCAGUGCCGCCGCCGCUGCCGCCGCUGCGGCCAGCAAUCCGUGCAAUUUCUUGACCUCCGCUGCGGCGGCGGCCAUCUUUCGGAAUGUCAGCUAUGUGCACGGCUGUCCCAUGUAAUCCCUGAACACUGAUCCACUGAUCCACCUGAUGACCCACAUCUACGCCCAGAUCGCUCCAGUGGCCUGUUGUAUAUAUGAAUAAAUGAUGGGAAAUAAAAUGAUUCUUGUGCAAUAACGAACCCAAGUGUGGAAGCAUACGUACACCCCGAGAUAUAAUCAUGAAUUAGGUUUAGUCAAUUUACUCUUAAAUGUAAUAUAAACCCAAACAAAACAAACCGAAACAAAACAAAAACAAAAACAAAUCCCACAUUUUUUUUG
Messenger RNA from Drosophila subobscura, 1339 nucleotides. RefSeq names its product NK1 transcription factor-related protein 2. Gene Ontology annotation, biological process: animal organ development; regulation of transcription by RNA polymerase II. NCBI's taxonomy places the organism in Eukaryota, Metazoa, Arthropoda, Insecta, Diptera, Drosophilidae. Gene Ontology annotation, cellular component: nucleus. The transcript has 3 exons. Gene Ontology annotation, molecular function: RNA polymerase II cis-regulatory region sequence-specific DNA binding; DNA-binding transcription factor activity, RNA polymerase II-specific. The record is from RefSeq and is a predicted model, not a curated record. The coding region runs from base 264 to 1079 and encodes 271 amino acids.